AUGACUUUGUAUCACUGUGGUGGACUUUUGGUGGAGGAACCAGACUGGAUGUUGGAAGUAAGUCAAAUAUAAAGUCUUUUUCUUUUGAGUCAGUCAUUAUUGUUUCUGAUUUCUCCUUUUGAAAGACUGAAGGACAAAUAUUCGGGUUUCUUUUUCUUUUUGCAUGUUUUAGAGCGAGUGAAACUUGAGGGAUCCAGGUGUCAGUUAGAAACUAAAACUGUAUAAAAACUCCAAUUAAAUCUGAGUCCAUGAAAUAAUGAAGUGUUUCUAAUGUUGGUAUUCAGUUGGAUCUUGAGGGCUGGUAGGUUUAGUUCAGUCAGAGUCAGAGAGCCGUGUCUCUCUACAGUCAGAGGUUUUUGUACGGCGCCUCAAUGACUUUGUAUCACUGUGGUGGACUUUUGGUGGAGGAACCAGACUGGAUGUUGGAAGUAAGUUUCUAUUUUAAUGUCAAAUCUUUCAGUUCAACAUAGUGUAUAAAUUCUUAUUUGAAACAGAACUUUUUCUGUUGAAUUUGGACAUUUUGAUUUGAUCUUUUUUUAUUGAUCACUGUUGUUUCUUCACACGGAGGUUCAUUCAGGACAGUUACACUGAACAGUUUUUCACACAGUCUGGUCAUAAAAUGUCAAAAUUCUGACCGACUUGAAUGUUGAAUUUUAUUUUUACUAAAAUUUUUCACUUUUUUGAAAUUCAUUUAAACUCAUUUUCUAAAACUGCAUUUUGAACUCUUGAUGAUAUUGAUCUGAUUUGGACGUUUGAAGAUUUCCAACCCAGUGUCGACAUAAAAACCAUGAAGGAAAAAGAAGAACAUCUCUGAUCUCUUGAUGUCUUUUUAAAUGAGACUCUUUUGAACUCGACUGGUGAGGAUUUCAACUCACAUGAUGAACAUUAGAUCGUCUUAUUGAUCAAUCGAUUGAUUGAUUGAUGAGUAUUGAUAUGUAUUUCCUCAGAAUAGUCAAAAGUGUAAUGUUUGAAUGGUCUGAUAGUGUUUGUGUUAUUUCAGUGAUUUUCAGUGGGGUUAGUCAGUGUGUGAGUGUCUCUGUGCUGAUGUGCAUGAGAGGUUUCUUAAAGGGAAGUGAAAGUCCAUGAAGAAGAAAAUCAACGUUCAACAUGAAAGCUGUCCCAGUGUCUGCUGUUUGAUUGACAGCUGUGUGCUCCCUGUCCUCUAAGCUGAUUGGUGUCUCCUAGGUGAUUCCCCUCCCAAACUGACGGUGCUGCCCCCCUCCAAAGACGAGCUGGAGCAGCAGCAGCAGCAGGGCAAGGCCACGCUCAUGUGCCUGGCCAACAAGGGCUUCCCCUCAGACUGGACUCUGGUCUGGAAGGUGGACGGCAGCAGCAGCAGCAGCUGGGAGGAGAGCAGGAGCCCUGCGGUGCUGGAGAAGGACGGUAAAUACACCUGGAGCAGCACCCUGAGGCUCCCUGCAGACCAGUGGGACAAGGUGGUCUCUGUGACCUGUGAGGCCACCCAGGGCUCCCAGAAUCCGGUCUCUUAUACCCUGAGGAGAGACGAGUGUUCCCAGUAG
This is a messenger RNA of Xyrichtys novacula (pearly razorfish), 1520 nucleotides long. NCBI's taxonomy places the organism in Eukaryota, Metazoa, Chordata, Actinopteri, Labriformes, Labridae. The record is from the annotation of a GenBank genome assembly.